GGCGUGCUACUGUGCUCGAUCCAGCACCAUGGGGAAGCGGGACAAUCGGGUGGCCUAUAUGAACCCAAUAGCAAUGGCGAGAUCAAGGGGUCCAAUCCAGUCUUCAGGGCCAACAAUACAGGAUUAUCUGAAUCGACCAAGGCCUACCUGGGAAGAAGUAAAAGAGCAACUAGAAAAGAAAAAGAAAGGCUCCAAGGCUUUGGCUGAAUUUGAAGAAAAAAUGAAUGAGAACUGGAAGAAAGAACUGGAAAAACACAGGGAGAAAUUGUUAAGUGGAAGUGAGAGCUCAUCCAAAAAAAGACAGAGAAAGAAAAAAGAAAAGAAGAAAUCUGGUAGGUAUUCAUCUUCUUCUUCAUCAAGCUCUGAUUCUUCCAGCAGUUCUUCUGAUUCUGAAGAUGAGGAUAAGAAACAAGGAAAACGGAGAAAGAAAAAGAAGAACCGUUCACAUAAAUCUUCUGAAAGCUCCAUGUCAGAAACUGAAUCAGACAGUAAGGAUAGUUUAAAAAAGAAAAAGAAGUCAAAAGAUGGAACUGAGAAAGAAAAGGAUAUUAAAGGACUCAGCAAAAAGAGAAAGAUGUAUUCUGAAGAUAAACCUUUAUCAUCUGAGUCCUUGUCAGAAUCAGAGUAUAUUGAGGAGGUGCGAGCAAAAAAGAAGAAAAGCAGUGAAGAACGAGAAAAAGCAACAGAAAAAACAAAAAAGAAAAAGAAGCAUAAGAAACACAGUAAGAAGAAGAAAAAGAAGGCUGCUAGUUCAAGUCCUGACUCACCGUAACAUUAAGAAAAAUCA
Messenger RNA from Gorilla gorilla gorilla (western lowland gorilla), 787 nucleotides. Its product is annotated as protein FAM133B. The transcript has a single exon. The coding region runs from base 29 to 772 and encodes 247 amino acids. NCBI's taxonomy places the organism in Eukaryota, Metazoa, Chordata, Mammalia, Primates, Hominidae. The record is from RefSeq and is a predicted model, not a curated record.